AUGCGCUUCGCCUCCGUUAUUGUCAUCGCAGCGGCCGCUUCUGCUGCGGUCAUUGGCCGUCAGAACGCUCCCGCUGCUAAGGCCAAGCUGCUCCUCGGUGCUCCUACCACCAUCUCCGUUGCCGAUUACGAUGGCAAGUCGUUCAACAUCGUGAAGAAGGACACCCAGUCUGGCACCAGUCCCAGCUGGAUGGUCUUCAAGGAGCCUAACCUCCUCUACGCCGUCGAUGAAUAUAGCAACGACAUCCGUCUCUUCAACUUCGAUACAGCUACCAACGAGCUCAAGCUCGCUGUGUCCGCCAAGGGUUCUGCUGGUGUUGUCUCUCUCGAGUUCAACCAUGACAAGACUCGCCUCGUCGGCACUUCUUACGGCGAAGGCACUGUGGACGUCUGGGACAUCUCUGACGCGAGCACUCUCAAGCGCCUGCACAAGAUCAGCCUCGGUGGCACCCUCGGCCCCAACAAGGUCCGCCAGGACAACUCUCGCGCUCAUCAGGCUGUUCUCGACCCCUCAGGUCGCUUCUUCGCCAUCAACAACCUCGGUACCGACUCCAUCGUCAUCAUCGACUCCAAGGACGACAAGUACGAGAUCGUGUCUCGCAACAGUGUCGCUAGAGCUGGCUGCGGCCCACGCCACGGCGCCUGGUACCCUCAGAAGGGAGACGCGCCUACCGCCUACGUUGUCGCCUGUGAGCUCACCAGCACCCUCGAGGUCUUCUCCGUCUCUACCACCAAUGGCUCGGCCAUCUCCCUCACCCACACCUCGGAGCUGAGCACCUACGGCGCCGCUUUCCCUCCUGCCAACACCACUUCCGCUGCUGCUGGUGAGAUUGUCAUCUCGGCUGACGGUAAGGACGCCUACGUCUCCAACCGUUUCAGCGGCAACGAGACCGACUCCAUCUCCCACUUCAGGAUCACCCAGCAGCCGGCCACGGGCGGUUCCAAGUGCAAGGCCAAGGCCGGCGGCAUUACUCUCGAGUUCGUUGAUCAAGUCUCUUCCGGCGGCCAGGUCCCGCGCAUGUUCAGCUUCUCCAAGGACGGCAAGACGCUCUUCUCGACCAACCAGCAGGGCGUUGGAGGCGCUGGCGUGUUGGCGCUCAGCCGUGCCGAGGAUACUGGCAGCCUUACCGCUGCCCCCAUCGCGUCCGUCCCUGUCGAGGAAUUUGGCAAGGUUGGCUCCGGUCCUCAGUUCGUCCAGCAGAUCGUCUAA
Molecule: messenger RNA, 1209 nt
Organism: Colletotrichum orchidophilum
Lineage: Eukaryota; Fungi; Ascomycota; Sordariomycetes; Glomerellales; Glomerellaceae
Exons: 3
Coding region: 1-1209 (402 amino acids)
Molecular function (GO): 6-phosphogluconolactonase activity; protein binding
Source: RefSeq, a predicted model, not a curated record